CCGCUCUGGUAGCCGAGAGCUUCGAGCCGGGCGUCGAGCGGCGCUCGGCCCCUCCGUGGCGGAGCGUGCCCCUCCGCCCGCGCCGCAUAAGGCCAAGGCUUUCCGACUUCAGCUACAGUGCUGGCUAAGUCGGGGAAGGCAACACGAAGAGAGCCGCGCGUCCCCCCUUGCUGUCGGCAGCGGCGGAGCGGGCAGGCAUGGCGCGGGCAGCGGAGCCGCAGGGCGGGCGGCGCGGCGGAUCUGUGGUUCCCUAUUUUACGUCUGCAAAGUUUCUUCUUUAUCUUGGGCAUGCACUGUCCACUUGGGGGGAUCGUAUGUGGCAUUUUGCUGUGUCCGUGUUCCUGGUUGAACUGUAUGGAAACAGCUUACUCCUGACUGCGGUCUAUGGACUGGUUGUGGCGGGAUCUGUUCUUCUCCUGGGAGCCCUUAUUGGAGACUGGGUGGACAAGAACUCGAGGCUCAAAGUGGCCCAGACAUCCUUGAUCGUACAGAAUGCAUCUGUCAUCCUGUGUGGUAUUAUCCUGAUGAUUAUCUUCUUGUUUAAGACACAGCUCUUGACGUUAUACCACGGAUGGCUUCUUACGAUGUGCUAUAUCCUGGUUAUCACAAUAGCAAAUAUUGCCAAUUUGGCCAGCACUGCCACAGCAAUCACAAUUCAGAGGGACUGGAUUGUUGUGGUUGCAGGGGAAGACAGAAGCAAACUGGCAGAUAUGAAUGCCACAAUAAGAAGAAUUGAUCAGUUGACCAAUAUCUUGGCCCCCAUGGCGGUUGGUCAGAUAAUGACUUUUGGCUCCCCGAUGAUUGGCUGUGGAUUCAUUUCUGGCUGGAACCUGAUGUCCAUGUGUGUGGAAUAUCUGCUGCUUUGGAAGGUUUAUCAGAAAACCCCUACUCUGGCUCUCAAAUCUGCCAAAGUUGAAGAAUCAGAACUGAAGCAGCUGAACGUAACGAAAGAGAAUGACACAAAACCUGCUGAAGGUGUGCAGUUAAUUGUUGAGAAAGAUGUAACUGGCUUUGAGCCCCAACAGGAGAAGGAAGUCAGCUGUGCCGCCCGCAUUGCUGAGCCCUUCAUAACGUUCCGUGACGGAUGGGUCGCGUACUACAACCAGCCAGUGUUCCUUGCGGGCAUGGGCCUUGCAUUUCUGUACAUGACUGUUCUGGGCUUUGAUUGUAUCACUACAGGCUAUGCAUACACUCAGGGUCUGAGUGGCUCUGUGCUAAGCCUCCUCAUGGGUGCCUCGGCAGUCACUGGAAUCAUGGGAACAGUGGCUUUCACUUGGCUUCGUCGCAAGUGCGGCCUCAUUCGCACAGGCCUCAUUUCUGGAGUUGCUCAGUUUGCUUGUCUGAUCUUAUGUGUCAUCUCUGUAUUUAUGCCUGGAAGCCCUAUGGAUUUGACUGUUUCCCCAUUUUCCGACAUCAGUGCCAGGCUAUUUGAAAAUGAGCCAUUACCUACUAUAGCAUCUCCAGAACCUGAAAUGAUUUUGGCAACUGGAAUGCCCAUCUUGUUAAACGGGUCUACUACUCCUGCUAACGGCGACCCGGAGAUGAGUCCUGAGCCCGUGCCUUUAAUCUCUGUUAGUCUCCUGUUUGCAGGAGUCAUUGCUGCUAGAGUUGGCCUUUGGUCCUUUGAUUUGAGUGUCACACAGUUACUCCAAGAAAAUGUGGUUGAAUCUGAAAGAGGCAUCAUAAACGGUGUCCAAAACUCCAUGAAUUAUCUUCUUGAUUUGCUGCACUUCAUCAUGGUCAUCUUGGCCCCAAACCCUGAAGCUUUUGGUUUAUUGGUGCUUAUUUCUGUGUCUUUUGUUGCAAUGGGCCACAUAAUGUACUUCAGAUUUGCCCAAAAAACCUUGGGAAAACAACUGUUUGUUUGUCGCACUCCUGAUCCCAAAACGACCCCUGACAGUUCACCACCUGGUAAUACAUCUACUGUCUGAAAGGAUCCACUUCACUUACUAACUUUGCUGCACAGAUAUCAUGGUUAAGCAUGUAUACUCCCUUUUUAUGACCCUGUCUGAGGUGUUUCUGUAGAGUUGAAUGCAUAACUUGGCUGUCUGGGGAAGCUGUCCCAAGAGAGAAAAUUUGUAUUACAGUGACUUUGUAAAAAAGGCUUCACUUUUGGCAGAGGACAGCCCAGCUGAAUCUUGACAGCUGUUGUAUCAAAGGAUCCCCAGCAGUAAUGUGUCUAGUGUUAGAUCUCAAAAAUAAUGUUGAAGUUCUGUUGCUGACUCCCACAGUGAUACUGUUUGGAGGUUAUAACUACUCAGUUUGCUCAUGAAUUCUGAACAGUUCAUGUGUUCUCUGAGUAAAAUGAGGGAUUUUUUUUUUUGGUUUUGGUUUUUUUUUGUUUGUUUGUUGUUUUUUUGGUUUUUUUUUUAUUUAGUUGCUUCAUAAUAACUUGUUAUACAGUAUUUGGGGGGGGGGGGGUUGGAGUUUUUUUCCCAAUAUUCCCAUACCAUAAACAGUUCUGCUCACCUGCCUUCUUGAAAUUGUAUAAACAUCCUUUAUAAAUGCUGGACUGUGGUGGUCCUUGUGGGUCCCUUCCAACUCAGAAUAUUCUGUGAUCUUUCAUGGAUUCCUGAAAUGGAUUCUUAAGUUUUUGAUGUUUUCCCAAAACCGUUAUAGUAUUUUAUCUGUUUUGGUUUAACUUUAUGGAAACACCUUUACAGGUUUUUUUGCAUGUUUCCUUACAAAUUAGACAAGUGUUAGGUACAAGAUAUUGUAUUACACUUUUGCUGCACUUCAUAGAGUAAAACGGCCUCGUUUAGCAGAAGCUAUUGAUGUAACAUUACAGAGCAUGGCUUUUGAAUUGCAAAUUGCAGGUUUGCUCAGGUUUGUAGCAGAAAGUGCUAAGGUCAGGAGUACUGGUAUAGUAAGAAAUUCUAGUGCUAACUUAGUUUUUUUGCCUCAGAGUACAAGCAGCUUUAAUAAAUUUUCCAAUAUAUCAGGCUUUAAUAGAGUUUCUGAAAGCAAUUGUAUUUGAAAAUACUUAAUAUUUUAGGCAAAAGAAGGUGGAUUACUUGCGUUUAUCUAGUGUGUAUAUGAGUUUUGACUUUGUUCGAAAAUAUCGCUAAACCAAUGAGAUGGUGGACUGUUUGCCCUCUAAAGCAACUUAAGAGCAAUGAAAAUGAUACAUCCCUCUGCUCAAGAAGUUCUUGCAUUUCUGCUUUUGUUUCUUUACCCUGCAUGUGUGCUAACACAGUAUUUCCAUAGUCAUUAGCCCUGUGUGCUCUCCUGUGGAAACUACGCACUUCGCUUUCUCAGUAGAGUUGAACCAGGUGGUGCUCUGAGUUUUCCUAUGGCAUGGCAGUCUGACUUCUAAACUUAAAUAUUGGUGAAAUGUUUGUUUGCAAAAUAAGUAGUAUCCAAAAAAAUGUCAGCAACUUAUGAAAAGUACCCUCUAACUUUUAAGGUUAUUUUUUUCUACUUUAGGUACUGUCUUUCACAGUCAUAGGUGUUGCCAGACUUCAACCCUGGAAUGUGUGUGAACUCCAUUGAAAUUAAAGGCGUUACACCAGGGCUGAAUCUGGGCCAUUCAUCACAAUGUUUUUAACAAUUUACAUUCUCUAUCAAACUAAAUAGAAUGUAAAGAACCUCUUGUGAUCUUUGUCUCAGAUACAGUGUUUUGUAAGGGGAGCAAAAGUGAAUUAAUGGGAAUCCAGUGUACAACCAAUGGACUUGUAGCCCACAGUUUUCAAUACCUGGAUGUAACAAUUUUUCUCUAGUGGACCAAACCCAGUAAUUACUCUAUGUUGCUGAAAGUUUCUCAGGGAUAUUUUCACUAGGUUUAUAAGUGUUUAUACUUUGACCAAGCAUUGGCAGGUUUUUUUUAUGUAAUAAAGUAAAAUGUGUAAUUUUAGAGUAGGUUUAAAAUUUGUGACUCAAUCCUGAGUGUAACUUAAGGAAAAGGGAAUUUUGCCAUCAGCGGAAUUUGUCAGAAGACAAAACAAGCUUAUCUAGAUUUGUAGAACAAAUAUGCCCAAAGGAUAGCCUAUAGGGUAUGUGAUAAGUACACUAGUAAAUAAAACACCUCUGAUUUGCCAAAUAUGUUUUCUCAUGUGUAUCUAAUUGAAAUUGGGACCAGAUUUUAACAUUGAAAAUAUAAAUGAAAGUAGUCCAGAUGUCAGUGAAUGUCUCUAUGCUGCACUUUGAUGAACAUCUGAAUGCCACUGUAUAUGAUUGGAAACAAAGCUGAAAAUGCAGCUUUUUCUGGACUGUCUGCAGCCUACAGAACCCAGCGUGCCUAAAACUUAAUGCUGUAGCACUAAGCAUCAAACAUCCCAGAGAGGAUGUAUUCCUGAAGUUUAGAGAGCUCCAAAAGGGUAAAAAAGAGAGUUGGGAGCAUGUAAUGUACUUGCCUGUUCCCAAAAUGUUUUGUUUUGUGUUUUUUUUUUUUCCAAAGGGCAAUUUAGUCAUACUUGAAUUGAGUAGCAAUUUGUUUCAUAAAUAGUUCCACCAGAGAGUGCAGUCAGGGUCUCAAGCCAAAAACAUUACAGUGAUAUUGAGAGGGGAGUGGACCUUUUGUAUUUUGUGCACAUGUUAGGAUUCCUAUAUGCAGAUCACAGCUAGAAGGCAAGACAAUCCUACAGUUAAAAAGUGGAUACUAGCUUUAAGAGGAGUAAGGAGGUCUGCAUUGGAAACCUGGUAUGGAUUGGUCUGAGUUGGAUGUCAAAAAAUGUUUGCUGCUUGAGCACAGCCCAUUUGUGUGCAAGUCUAAGAUGUACACAGACACCUGUACUUGUUAGUGCUUUGAAGCAAUGUGGAGCCUGAAGUCUUACUUAGCAGACUUUCAUAAAGUAAGCAUUUUUGGCCUUGUAUUUAUUUAUUUUUUUAAAAAAAUGUGUCCAAAUUGGAUGAAAACUGCCCUUUAAAAAUGUUCACAUUAGAAAUUAAUCUUACCAGAGUAUUUUAUUAUACAACCUUAUGCUGGACAUAGUAUUGAUUUAUGUAUUGUUAAAGCUAAUGAAUAAAUUUGCAUAAAACCUUA
Molecule: messenger RNA, 4981 nt
Organism: Myiozetetes cayanensis
Lineage: Eukaryota; Metazoa; Chordata; Aves; Passeriformes; Tyrannidae
Gene: SLC40A1
Product: solute carrier family 40 member 1
Exons: 8
Coding region: 198-1931 (577 amino acids)
Biological process (GO): iron ion transmembrane transport
Cellular component (GO): basolateral plasma membrane
Molecular function (GO): peptide hormone binding; iron ion transmembrane transporter activity
Source: RefSeq, a predicted model, not a curated record